UUUGAGGCAUUCGCCCAACAAAGACGCGUUUGCUGUUUCUAUUGCAGUUAAUCACUUAACGAAAAGGUUUUUAACAACGCGGUGAUAAACAAAAAGGAAAAGUUUUAGUAAAAUUUGUUAAACUGUAUUAGUUAAGUGUGCAGUUGGUAUAGAAAAAUUAGAAUUGAAAUGCAAUCACACAGCAAAAAACGAGUUUGUUAUUACUACGACAGCGAUAUUGGUAACUAUUACUAUGGGCAGGGCCAUCCAAUGAAACCUCAUCGCAUACGUAUGACCCACAAUCUGCUUCUAAACUAUGGUCUCUACCGCAAAAUGGAAAUUUAUCGACCCCAUAAAGCAACAGCCGAUGAAAUGACAAAAUUUCAUUCAGAUGAAUAUGUACGGUUUUUGCGCUCUAUACGCCCUGACAAUAUGUCGGAAUAUAACAAACAAAUGCAGCGAUUUAAUGUAGGCGAGGAUUGUCCUGUGUUUGACGGACUCUAUGAGUUCUGUCAAUUAUCUGCAGGCGGUUCAGUUGCUGCUGCAGUGAAGCUAAAUAAGCAAGCGUCAGAGAUUUGUAUCAAUUGGGGCGGCGGUCUUCAUCACGCCAAGAAAUCGGAAGCUUCCGGCUUCUGCUAUGUCAAUGAUAUUGUGCUAGGUAUUUUGGAACUUUUAAAAUAUCAUCAGCGCGUAUUAUAUAUAGAUAUAGAUGUACAUCAUGGCGAUGGUGUUGAGGAGGCCUUUUACACCACUGAUCGAGUGAUGACGGUGAGCUUCCAUAAGUAUGGUGAGUAUUUUCCUGGUACCGGUGACUUGAGGGAUAUUGGUGCGGGUAAAGGCAAAUAUUAUGCAGUAAAUAUUCCUCUGCGUGACGGCAUGGAUGAUGAAGCGUACGAGUCGAUAUUUGUACCUAUCAUUUCCAAGGUAAUGGAAACCUUUCAACCAGCAGCUGUUGUUCUACAGUGUGGCGCAGAUUCCCUAACAGGUGACCGCCUAGGUUGUUUCAAUUUGACUGUUAAGGGCCACGGAAAGUGUGUGGAAUUUGUCAAAAAAUAUAAUUUGCCCUUCCUAAUGGUUGGAGGUGGAGGUUAUACUAUUCGUAAUGUGUCCAGAUGUUGGACGUACGAAACGUCAGUUGCACUCGGUGUUGAAAUAGCUAACGAACUGCCGUACAAUGAUUACUUUGAAUAUUUUGGACCUGAUUUCAAAUUGCAUAUCAGUCCGAGUAAUAUGACCAAUCAAAAUACUUCCGAGUAUUUGGAAAAAAUCAAAAAUAGGCUAUUCGAAAAUCUGCGUAUGCUGCCACAUGCACCUGGUGUCCAAAUCCAGACCAUACCGGAGGAUGCUAUUAACGAUGAAUCUGAAGACGAAGACAAAGUGAAUAAGGAUGAACGAAUAACACAGAGCGACAAAGAUAAGCGCAUCGACCCUGACAAUGAAUUCUCAGAUUCAGAAGACGAAGGUGAAGGAGGUCGUCGUGAUAAUCGUUCAUACAAAGGUCAACGCAAACGGCCACGCCUAGAAAAGGAUGGUAAAGCAACAACGGAAAAUUCCGAUAAUAAGGAUGAUAAGGAUAAAAUGGAUACGAAUGAAAGCGAGGAUACUCCUAAAGCUGAAGACUCGAAGAAGGAAAACAACAUUUGACGUGGCGGUCGCAAUUGGUUAUAGAAACCAAUACAGCGGUCAACGAAAUUUAAACCUAAAAUCUUUUAACAUCUUUAGCAACUUCUUCCAUUCAUCCUUACAUUAUAUGGCGGUAGUGAUGUGUUCGGUAUGGAAGAAAUUCGUUGCUCAGGGAUUGUGGAAUUGAAAGAGUUACGCUGCCGUCAAAACUUUAACAUUAGUCACGCCGUAAUUUUAGUAAUUAAGUUAAGUUUAUGCACUAAUAGAACAUGUUACAUGCCGAUGUACUUUUACAAAUGAUAUCUACGCUUGCGUUCAAUCACGAGGAAUGAUUUUUAUUUGAAUGUUUAUCACUUGACUAAUUAUUUUUACGAGAUGCUUCGAAAUUGAUAUCAAUAAUUACGCUUUUACCUAACGUAAAUGUAUGUAUUUAUAUGCCAUUGCUGUAUGUGCACUUGGUAAUAACACACAAAAACCUUCAUCUGUCACAUUAAAUUAAAAUAAGAAUGUAAAAUACAUAUUUUUUAUUAAAGUGUAAGAAUAGGACGUGAAAAGAAAAACUAAGUCUGCAUGUAACUUGCAUUUUCUAAAGUCUAAAUGAAAAUCGAGAAAAUAAACAGUGUUUUAUAAGUGGAUACAUACUAUA
Molecule: messenger RNA, 2248 nt
Organism: Zeugodacus cucurbitae (melon fly)
Lineage: Eukaryota; Metazoa; Arthropoda; Insecta; Diptera; Tephritidae
Gene: HDAC1
Product: histone deacetylase HDAC1
Exons: 5
Coding region: 169-1623 (484 amino acids)
Molecular function (GO): histone deacetylase activity
Source: RefSeq, a predicted model, not a curated record